GGCUCCAGGAAACGGCACGCUCGCCGCUCCGCGCUGCGGCCACCCGGCGCGCCCCAGACGACCCCGCAGACUCAGCCAGACCACCCUGCGGGCCCCAGCGGCGGCAGCGGGGAGCGCAGCCCCGCGUGCGAGCCUUGGACAGCUCCGCACGGACGGGGCGGGCGGCGCGGAUAGGAGCCCAGGAGGCCAUGGGGACCCGGGCUGGGCCAGCGGUCCCGGACCAGCGAGAGCCCCGGGCCUGAGAGACGGGCGGCGGGGCGCGGGGGCCAUGACCUCGGUGUGGAAGCGCCUGCAGCGCGUGGGCAAGCGGGCCGCCAAGUUCCAGUUUGUGGCCUGUUACCACGAGCUGGUGUUGGAGUGCACCAAGAAAUGGCAGCCAGAUAAGCUGGUGGUGGUGUGGACCCGGCGGAACCGACGCAUCUGCUCCAAGGCCCACAGCUGGCAGCCGGGUAUCCAGAACCCAUACCGGGGCACCGUGGUAUGGAUGGUACCUGAGAAUGUGGACAUCUCCGUGACCCUCUACAGGGACCCCCAUGUGGACCAGUAUGAGGCCAAAGAGUGGACGUUUAUUAUUGAGAAUGAGUCCAAGGGGCAGCGGAAGGUGCUGGCCACAGCCGAUGUGGACCUGGCCCGCCAUGCGGGGCCCGUGCCUGCCCAAGUUCCGCUGCGGCUGCGGCUGAAGCCCAAGUCGGUGAAGGUGGUGCAGGCUGAGCUGAGCCUCACUCUCUCAGGGGUGCUGCUGCGGGAGGGCCGUGCCACGGACGAUGACAUGCAGAGUCUUGCAAGCCUCAUGAGUGUGAAGCCUAGUGAUGUGGGCAACUUGGACGACUUUGCUGAGAGUGACGAGGACGAGGCUAACGGCCCAGGGGCGCCUGAGGCACGGGCUCAAGUUCCCCUGCCUGGCUGGGGCGGUGCCCUGAGGCUGGGGCGUUUCCCAGAUCCCUCUAGGGAGCUGAAGACACUUUGUGAGGAGGAGGAGGAGGGCCGAGUACUGCCCCGGCAGGCAGCUGCCGGCCCUUCUAGUGCUGGGGAUACCAGCCCAGCCCCUGUGAGUGCCCCUGCACCCCCGGCCAGAGCCUCCCGGGGCCAGGGGUCAGAACCAGCUACUGUAGCAGGGGGUCAGGUGGGGCCUGAGACCCUAAGGCCCCUGGGGACCCCACUGGAGACCAGGUCCUUGAGGCAGCCAGACCAGGACAUGGCCCCCACCCCAGCCCCUCGGCUCCGGAAAGUCUCUGACGCCUCGUGGCCCCCCGUCCCCCAAGGGGAAGACGAGGUCCCCAAAGCCUCAGAGGUUCCCCCAGCAGGCGUGGGUUCUGCCAGGGAGAUCCAGGCCUGGGCAAGCCCUCAGGAAGGGACAGAGGCCCAGGGAGCUAAGCUGGGCCCAGGCAUCAAGGAUGGAGGCUCCAGGGAUUCUUUGGGAGGAGAGAAACCCAAGGUUGAAGAGGGGAGCAAUGAGGACAGGCCAGAGGUUAGUGGAGAGGACACUGAGCAUGGGUCCGGAGUCAGAGAGGUGAACACUAAGAAGUCAGGGGUCAGAGCUGGGGAGCCUGAAGAGAGUUUAGAAGUUAGGCAAGUGGAUGCUGAGCAGGGCUCAAAGGUGAGACAUGUGAACACUAAGGGACCAGAGGCUACAGAGUUGAUGCCUGAGACAAGAUUCAGAGGAACUCCUGAGGCUCCAUCAAGGGGCUCUCAGGGGAGUAUGGGGGUGAGGACAAGGGAUGAGGCUCCCACAGCCUGGAGCCCACCCCCAGCAGAGCCUGCCGGGUGCUCUGGGCAUCUCAGUGACCUCAAGGGGGCCAGUGCUACUGCAGGCCAGGAGAGAGAGGACACAGAAGUCAGGGGCGGAACCCCUGGUGUUGGGGGGACAGACGUGGAGCAGGGCCCCUCUGUUGGAGCAACGAGCACCAGGCCCCAGGUGAGCAGGUGCCAGGAGGCCCCAUCAUCAGCUGACCAGGGGGUGAUAUCUAGGAAUCUGGGAGUCUGGGAGGCAGAAGCUGGGGAUUCAAGGGUCCUGGGAACAGAGACUGAGGUGGCAGAGUUGGAGGUAUUGGGGACCCAGGAGACAGAAGAAGGGGGAUCAGGGUUCCCAGAGAUAGAGACUGGGGCAGUAGGAGCUGAGAUUUUGGGGGCUCAGGAGAUAGAGGCUACUGGGAUGGCAGAGUCUGAGUUAUUGGGGACUCAGGAGACAGAGGGUGAAGGUUCAGGAGUUCUGGGGGAAAAGACUAUAAUAGCAGAGACUGAGACAUUGGAGAUCCAGGAGACAUCUGUGGGUUCCAGGGUACUGAGGAUAGAAGCUGAGAUAGAAUCUAAGAUUUUGGGGGCCCAGGAGACAGAGGUGGAAGGUUCCGGGGUAUUAGAGACAGUGGCUGGGGAGGCAGAGACUGAAAUUUUGGGGACCCAGGAGACAGUAGCUGAGGGUUCAGGGGUUCCAGGGAUAGAAGCUGAGAUAGCAGAGUGUGAGAUAUUAGUGGCCCAGGAGACAAAGGUGGAGAUUUCAGGGGUUCCAGGAACAGAGACUGGGGCAGCAGAAGCUGAGAUAUUGGGGGCGCAGGAGAUACCAUCUGGGGGUUCAGGGGUCCCAGGGAUGGAUUCUGAGAUAGCAGAGGCCCAGAAAACAGAGAUGGGGGCUUCAGGGGUCUCAGGGCCAGAGGCUGGAAUGGCAGAGGAUGAGGUACUGAGGACCCAACAGACAGAAGCUACAGUUUCAGAAGUUGAGAAGGCAAAGGCUAAGACUUUGGGGGUCCAGGAGGCAGAGACUGGACUCUGGAGAGCUCUCAGAUAUGAGGCUUUAAAGGCUCCAGUCACUAAGCAAAGAAGUUUAGGGUCCCAGGAAACAGAGGCAAAGAUUUCAGAAAUACGAGAAGCAGAAACUAUAGCUUUGAAGGUCCAGGAGGCAGAGGCUGGGGUUUUGGGAGUGUCAGAAGCCAAAUCUGGGGCUUGGGGGGUUCAAGAAGCAGCAAGAGAGAUUUUAGAUCCUCCGGAGAUCAAAUCUGGUAUUUCUGAGGCCCAGGAAGCAGAGGCUGUGGUCUUGGGAACCGAGAAGGGGAAAGAAACUGAGGGAAGCCUCCCAGAGGCCAGCCCGAUUGAAGUGCAGGUGGCCAGUGGGGCAGAGGCUCGGGCACCCAGGCCCUCGGGGGCCUCUUCCCCAGAGGAGCCUGAAGAGGACAGGAGGCUGCCGGGCAGCCAGACACCACCUGCCCUGGUCAGCUCCAGCCAGUCCCUGCUAGAGUGGUGUCAAGAAGUCACCACUGGCUACCGUGGCGUCCGGAUCACCAACUUCACCACAUCCUGGCGUAAUGGCUUGGCCUUCUGUGCCAUCCUGCACCGAUUCUACCCAGACAAGAUCGACUAUGCCUCCCUGGACCCACUCAAUAUCAAACAGAACAACAAGCAGGCCUUCGAUGGCUUCGCGGCCCUGGGCGUGUCGCGGCUGCUGGAGCCGGCGGACAUGGUGCUGCUGGCGGUGCCAGACAAGCUCAUCGUGAUGACGUACCUGUGCCAGAUCCGCGCCUUCUGCACGGGGCAGGAGCUGCAGCUGGUGCAGCUGGAGGGCGGCGGCGGCGCCGGCACGUACCGCGUGGGCAGCGCCCAGCCCAGCCCGCCCGAUGACCUGGGCGCCGGCGGCCUGGCGCAGCGGCUGCGCGAGCGAGGGGCCGAGGCGCCCAAGGAGGCCAUGAACCGCGCGGACGGGGCGGCCCCGGAGACGGCCCCCAGCGGCGCGGAAACGGGCCGCGCCUCGAAGGACGGCGGAGCCGAGGCCUCCGUGCUCCCGGCCGAGGGACUGGUGAAUGGGGCGGGGGCGCCAGGCGGCGGGGCCGGUGUGAGGCUGCGACGGCCGUCGGUCAACGGGGAGGCCGGGCCGGUGCCCCCGCCCCGCGCGCACGGCUCCUUCUCCCACGUGCGCGACGCCGACCUGCUAAAGAAGAGGCGCUCACGGCUGCGCAACAGCAGCUCCUUCUCGGUGGACGACUCGGACGCGGGAGCCGCGGGAGCUGCCGGGGCCGCGGCUGCGGCUGCAGCUGCGGAAGGCCUGAGUCCUGACCCCAGUCCUGCCUCCGGCCAACCCACAGUCUCUCAACAGUCUCCUGCCUGGUCUGUGUCUGCAGGUGAGAGUCUGCCAUUGGAGGAGCCACCCCCAAGCCCAGGGGAGGAGUCUGGGCUGCAACGGUUCCAGGACACAAGUCAGUACGUGUGCGCAGAGCUGCAGGCCCUGGAACAGGAGCAGAGGCAGAUAGACGGGCGAGCGGCUGAGGUGGAGACUCAGCUGAGGAGCCUCAUGGAGUCAGGUGCCAACAGGCUGCAAGAGGAGGUGCUGAUCCAGGAGUGGUUCACCCUGGUCAACAAGAAGAACGCUCUCAUCCGGAGGCAGGACCAGUUGCAGCUGCUCAUCGAGGAGCAGGACUUGGAGCGGAGAUUCGAGCUGCUGAGCCGGGAGCUGCGGGCCAUGCUGGCCAUCGAAGACUGGCAGAAAACGGCAGCGCAGCAGCACCGAGAGCAGCUCCUGCUGGAGGAGCUGGUGUCGCUGGUGAACCAGCGCGACGAGCUGGUCCGGGACCUGGACCACAAGGAGCGGAUCGCGCUGGAGGAGGACGAACGCCUGGAGCGCGGCCUGGAGCAGCGGCGCCGCAAGCUGAGCCGGCAGCUGAGCCGGCGCGAGCGCUGCGUGCUGAGCUGAAGCCGCGCCGCGGACGCCCCGCUGUCGCCGCAGCUGCUGUCGCCGCAGCUCUUCCCGCCGCCGCCCCGGGCCUGCGCUGCGGAGCCCCCGGCCCUCCCCGGUGCCGCCCGCGGGCCGCCCGCGCCCUAUUUAUUUGUUCGUGUGAGUGUGUGCACGGGUGUUGCGGCGGGCUGGGGAUCCGGGAGCGCCGCCCACGACCCCUGCCCGACGGGGCCCGGCUGCCAGCCCGGGGGUGGGGUGGGGGUGGGAGGGAUGGCCUGCAGCCCCCGCAGCCCCCGCCCGCCUGCCCUUCCUGCUCCCUGCCAGCAAUAAAGUUGGACAAGGACACCCUG
Messenger RNA from Cynocephalus volans (Philippine flying lemur), 5007 nucleotides. RefSeq names its product EH domain binding protein 1 like 1 (gene EHBP1L1). Gene Ontology annotation, cellular component: microtubule organizing center; filamentous actin. Gene Ontology annotation, biological process: actin cytoskeleton organization. Gene Ontology annotation, molecular function: protein binding. Lineage: Eukaryota; Metazoa; Chordata; Mammalia; Dermoptera; Cynocephalidae. The record is from RefSeq and is a predicted model, not a curated record. The coding region runs from base 269 to 4675 and encodes 1468 amino acids. The transcript is spliced from 20 exons.